This is a messenger RNA of Lathyrus oleraceus (garden pea), 1622 nucleotides long. RefSeq lists its product as uncharacterized. The record is from RefSeq and is a predicted model, not a curated record. The coding region runs from base 116 to 1150 and encodes 344 amino acids. Gene Ontology annotation, cellular component: U1 snRNP. NCBI's taxonomy places the organism in Eukaryota, Viridiplantae, Streptophyta, Magnoliopsida, Fabales, Fabaceae. The transcript is spliced from 7 exons. Gene Ontology annotation, biological process: mRNA splice site recognition. Gene Ontology annotation, molecular function: mRNA binding.
AAAAAGAGUUUUCAAGUAAUUGCUCCAUUCCGACACCCCAACGCAUCACAACAAACCCUAGUCGCAAAAUUGUUAAUCCUCCUCCUCUACUCUCAUCAAUCGGAAUCUCUUAACUAUGGACGCUCAGAGAGCUCUCCUCGACGAACUCAUGGGUUCAGCUCGAAACUUGACGGAGGAAGAGAGAAGGGGUUACAAGGAAGUAAGCUGGGACGAUAGAGAAGUUUGUGGAUUCUAUAUGGUCAGGUUUUGUCCUCACGAUCUCUUCGUCAACACGCGUAGUGAUCUCGGACCUUGCCCAAAAAUACAUGACCCCAAGUUGAAAGAAAGUUUUGAAAAUUCCCCAAGACAUGACGCCUACGUACCCAAAUUUGAAGCCGAACUUUCUCAAUUUUGUGAGAAAUUGGUGAUGGACCUGGAUAGAAGAGUAAAACGUGGCCGGGAACGUCUUAAUCAAGAGGUGGAGCUACCACCGCCACCACCACUGACAGCUGAAAAAUCUGAACAGCUGUCUGUGCUUGAGGAGAAAAUAAAGAACCUUCUGGAGCAAGUUGAAUCUCUUGGUGAAGCUGGGAAGGUUGAUGAAGCUGAAGCUCUAAUGCGAAAGGUGGAGACACUUAAUACUGAGAAGGCAGUCUUAACACAGCCUCAAAAUGAAAAGGUGUUAAUGCUCCAGGAGAAGAAAAUGGCACUCUGCGAGGUAUGCGGUUCUUUUCUUGUGGCAAAUGAUGCUGCAGAAAGAACUCAGUCUCAUGUCGCAGGAAAGCAGCAUGUUGGUUAUGGCAUGGUUCGUGAUUUCAUAAAUGAAUACAAAACUGCUAAGGAAAAGGCUAUUGAAGAAGAAAGAUUGACUCGGGAAAAAGAGAUAGAAGAGCGAAGAAAACAAAAGGAGAAGGAUAAUGAGAGAAAGAGAAGGAGUGAUUCAAGUGAUAGGGAGAAAUAUCGUGAUAAAGAUCGAGACAGGGAGCGUGAUCGGUACAGAGAUAGAGACUCAGAACGUGAAAGAUCUCGGGAGUAUGAAGUUAGAGGUAACCGAGAGUGGGGAAGGGGGAUGGAUUCUAGGUCGAGGAAUGGAAAAAAUGGCGGCCGUGACAGGUACCACAAUCGGAGCAGAUCACGUUCCCCUGUAAGGCAUAACUACAGAAGGUCUUGAAGUCCAGUUUGCUCCAAGUAGUGGAAUUUCUCGAUAGAUGUCAGAAUUUGAAUUUGAAAGAGGUAGACCUUAAUAUCCUGAGACUUUCAUCAAUAUGUUCUUUUGGAGUCUUAAUUUUUCUCAUCAUCAAGGGUGAAUUUACCUUUUUCCCAUCUCAGAGCUUUCCUGAGACUAUACAAUCUCCUUUUCAUCAAUAUUAUUAGUGGAGAAAAGGGUCGAGGUAGGCAUUUCACUGUUGUAACUUUUCUCAGAAAUUUGAUUUUAAGUGAUUUAUGAUAAUUCAUCUCAAACAUUGUGUGUAGUAUUUCUUUACCUGCAUUUUCUGGAAAUCAUUUGAUUGAGUAAAGAUGUCAGACACAAAAUUACAUGAGUGCUUAUCAUUGCUGCAAAAGGGGAUGGUUUACUCUUGUUUUGAGGUAACAUGUGAAUCUUAUAACCCUGAGACAAAUAAAUUGGUAUUUGUUCAUAGAAA